Molecule: messenger RNA, 1011 nt
Organism: Malassezia pachydermatis
Lineage: Eukaryota; Fungi; Basidiomycota; Malasseziomycetes; Malasseziales; Malasseziaceae
Product: rad52-recombination and dna repair protein
Exons: 3
Coding region: 1-1011 (336 amino acids)
Biological process (GO): double-strand break repair via homologous recombination; mitotic recombination; double-strand break repair via single-strand annealing
Cellular component (GO): nucleus
Source: RefSeq, a predicted model, not a curated record
AUGAGCGAGGGGGCAGGCACCCCGUUUGGGUUUGAUGCUAAGCAUGCAUAUGCCCGUGAUGCGUUCCCAGCUGGCGUGGGCGGUAUCGCCUCGGAGCCUGAUGCGGCUAGGAGCGCAGCGAUCGAUCCUGAAACGGGUCUGUCGCUAUGGAGCGCCACGCGUCUCGCUACGCUCCAGGCCAAGCUGAACCAGCGACUUGGCCCAGAAUACCUGAGUCAACGACCUGGCCCUGGUGGUGGCUCCAAACUGACGUACAUUGAGGGAUGGAAAGCGGUGGACUUGGCGAACGAGAUCUUUGGGUUCAAUGGAUGGUCCACCAGUGUCACGAGUUUGGACGUGGACUAUGUACGUGUGACGAGCGCUGACUCGCAGCUGGAUAUACACCCUGAGACAGGCAAAUGCAAUUGUGGCGUGAGUGCCAUUGUGAGGAUUACAUUACGUGAUGGGACAUACCAUGAGGAUGUGGGGUACGGCCACACGGAAGGCAUCCGCGGCAAGCAUGCCGCGCUGGAGAAAUGCAAGAAGGAGGCGAUCACUGACUCGAUCAAGCGUGGCUUGAAAACGUUUGGACGGUUGCUGGGAAAUUGUCUGUAUGACCGACAAUACGCACGCGAUGUGCUAAAAAUGCCUGUGCCAUCGAUGCCACUGCAGGCGAGUGAUCUGCAUCGACAUGCGGAUGUCCAAGGCAUGAAACGCCCUGCUCCAUCUGCAGCGGACGACGAAGCAAAGAAACAAGCGAGGCUCCGGCAAGCCGCUGCUGCGAAGCAAGCUGCGGCUGAGCGUGCCUCGGCCAGGCGAGAGGCGACCACAGCGCCUACCGCAUCAAAAGCCGCGCCAAUCAAGGCGGAGCCCUUGGUGACGACGGCGAAACCAGGCUCUGACUUGGAUGAAGAGGCCCUUUGGUGCCAGGACGAUGCCGAGGCGGCUACGAUGGCCCUGGAGCUGGAACUCGAAGAAGAUAUGCUGCUACGGCAAUCACAACUGGUUCAAGAACUGGAAGAGGAGGUAUAA